AUGUCCGGUUACCCCUACAACUCGCCCGGUUACGGCUACGAUUAUGGUGCCCAACCAUCGCAACCCUACUCCUCCGCCCCUUACGGUGCUCCACCGCCAGGCCAACCAUACGCCGCCCCCUACGCCCCAGCCGCCACCCCAUAUGCCACCCCCUCAGCACCAGCUGCAACCCCAUAUGCCAACCCCUCAGCCCCAUACGGUGGUAAGCCAAAUAAACCCCCAAAGGAAAACAAACCCUCCGCCGCAUACGGUGCUUCAUCACCACCGUCCUCGGCUUCUGGGUAUCCUCCUCCGUCGGCGCCGUACGGCAGCCCCUUCGCUUCUCUUGUGCCGUCGGCUUUCCCACCCGGCACCGAUCCCAAUGUAAUUGCUUGUUUUCAGAUCGCUGAUCAAGAUGGAAGUGGGUUUAUAGAUGAUAUGGAGUUGCAGAGGGCUUUGUCUUCUUAUAAUCAGAGUUUUAGCCUCAGGACUGUUCAUCUUCUCAUGUAUCUCUUCACCAGUACCAACACCAGAAAGAUCGGGCCAAAGGAAUUCACUUCAGUUUUUUACAGUUUACAGAGCUGGAGGGCUAUAUUUGAGAGAUUUGAUAGGGACAGGAGUGGCAAAAUUGAUCCCUCGGAAUUGAGAGACGCCCUCCUAAGCUUGGGGUUUGCAGUUUCGCCUCCAGUUUUGGAGUUGCUGGUCUCUAAGUUCGAUAAAACUGGUGGAAGGAACAAGGCCAUUGAAUAUGACAAUUUCAUCGAGUGCUGCCUCACUGUUAAGGGGCUAACCGAGAAAUUCAAGGAGAAGGACACUGCUUACUCUGGAUCGGCAACUUUCACAUAUGAGUCCUUCAUGAUCACUGUUCUACCUUUCCUUAUUGCAUAAUUGUGAAAGUUCGUGUUAUAAUAGAUAGUGCUUUUGUCACUUGCUGCAUAGGUGCUUGCAACUUUUUCAUUAGAUUGGCUGAGUUUUGUGUUGAGAUGUUAUUUAUGUUUUAGUUGUAAUGUGUAAGGGUUACUGGAUUCUUUUGAAGAACUAUGAAAUACAAUGCUUUCCAACCUUGUAACGUUUUGGGUGCAUUAGUUUUCUUAGAUUGUCCAAAGUUUUUGUUCUGGGUUUGUGGCUCUCUACCACAAAGUAAUCCCUUUGUGGAAGCUUUACCAAUGUAGGAUCUAAGGCUGGAAAUGCAGAUUCCUUUUCUCAAUCACAAUAAUUAGUAGGCAUGAAUCUCAAAAUCUGCAAUGAAGAACUAUGAAAUGGAACGCGUUCUGAGCUUUUAAGGUUUUGG
Molecule: messenger RNA, 1270 nt
Organism: Ilex paraguariensis (yerba mate)
Lineage: Eukaryota; Viridiplantae; Streptophyta; Magnoliopsida; Aquifoliales; Aquifoliaceae
Source: the annotation of a GenBank genome assembly